AUGCUGCUGAUAGCAAUAGUUGUGUUUCUCCUCACAGCCGGGUUUCUCUUCCAUUGGACACAACGGGAGCGACGAGCGGCAGUCGCCAAUCUGCCGGGUCCUUUCAGUUGGCCAGUAUUUGGAGCACUGCAGCUGAUGCUCAAACUAAAUCCAAAGAGUUUUAUAGAGGUAUCGGCGAAGCAGGUUGAUAAAGUAGGUGAAUUGCAGCGCGUUUGGGUUUUCAAUCGCCUGCUGAUUUUGACUUGCGAUGUGGAGUUCAAUGAGCAACUAUUAUCCAGUCAGGAGCAUUUGGUGAAGCAUCCGGUUUACAAGGUGCUGGGACAAUGGCUAGGCAAUGGACUCCUCUUGAGUGAUGGCAAACUUUGGCAUCAACGGCGUAAGAUCAUAACGCCCACAUUUCAUUUCUCGAUAUUGGAACAAUUUGUCGAGGUCUUCGAUCAGCAAUCAAAUAUCUGCAUACAACGGCUGGAGCAGAUGGCAGAUGGCAAGACUACCUUUGAUGUGUAUCCCUUCAUCUGUUUGGCUGCAUUGGAUAUCAUAGCGGAGACUGCAAUGGGCACCAAAGUGAAUGCCCAAAUGGCUGAAAGCACGCCCUAUGCGAAUGCUGUCAAUGAAUGCACUGCUCUUUUUGCCUGGCGCUUUAUGUCCGUUUAUCUGCAGAGUGAGUUUCUUUUCACUUUGACCCGUCCUCAUUUGAAAUGGCGUCAAACAAAACUCAUUCGUACCAUGCACGAAUUCACCAUCAAGGUGAUCGAACAGCGUCGGAAGACACUGGAGGAGGAGCAGCUGAAGAAGGCGGAGCAGUUGAACAAAAAGACUGAGGAUGAUGUGGGCAGAAAACGCCGCAUGGCUCUUUUGGAUGUGCUGUUGCAGGCCAGCGUUGAUGGGCGUCCCUUGAGGAACGAGGAGAUCCGGGAGGAGGUGGAUACAUUUAUGUUUGAGGGGCAUGAUACGACAGCCAGUGCAAUUUCCUUUUGUCUCUGGGAGAUCUCACGACAUGCCAAGGUGCAGGAAAAAAUGCUAGAAGAAAUUCUUCAGGUGCUGGGCACAGAUCACAGUCGGCCUAUCACCAUACGGGAUCUGGCCGAGCUGAAGUACGUGGAGUGCGUCAUCAAGGAAUCGCUUCGAAUGCAUCCGCCUGUUCCCCUCGUUGGACGCAAGCUGCAAACAGACUUUAAGUACACUCAUUCCAAGGUGGGUAAUGGUGUCAUUCCCGCUGGCACAGAAAUCCUUAUGGCCAUUAUAGGCCAGCAAAAUUGGAAAGCAAAUUUUGAAGAUCCGUGGAGCUUCAAACCGGAGCGCCAUGAGAGCGGAGAACGUAGCACCAACUUUGCCUAUGUGCCCUUCAGUGCGGGACCAAGGAACUGCAUUGGCCAGAAGUUUGCCCUGCUGGAGAUGAAGAUGAUGCUGGCGAAGAUUGUCCGAGCCUACGAACUAUUGCCUCUAGGGGAAAAAUUCUACCAUGUGAUAAACAUUGUCCUUCGCUCGGAUACGGGCAUCCAGUUGGGCAUGCGCAAGCGGAUGAGUUCUAUAGCUGCCACAUAAUAAAAAGAAUUACUUUGUAAAGUA
Molecule: messenger RNA, 1569 nt
Organism: Drosophila innubila
Lineage: Eukaryota; Metazoa; Arthropoda; Insecta; Diptera; Drosophilidae
Gene: Cyp4d8
Product: cytochrome P450 4d8
Exons: 4
Coding region: 1-1545 (514 amino acids)
Molecular function (GO): heme binding; iron ion binding; oxidoreductase activity, acting on paired donors, with incorporation or reduction of molecular oxygen
Source: RefSeq, a predicted model, not a curated record